AUGCCGCAAGUGUCGAAGUCGCCCAAUGAACCUGCGCGCUUGGUGUCAAAGCCACCACUUCCGCCUAAACGGCGCGCUAUAAACCGCAGCUUAAAGCAGCGUGAGCGUGAAGCACCUGACGUGGACUGGGAACGUUCUCUUGAGCACUUUGCUGCGGCUGUAAGCGACGAUCUGGACGAACUGCACGCGCGUUUCAUCAAAAAGAACGAAGUCACAUUCUCUUCCUGGAAGCAAUUGUGGAAUGAUGCAAGAAUGAGUGCCGCUUUCCAUGUAGAAUUCUGGGACAGCUCACCCACCAAUACGCACAAGACUAUUUUACAACAAACACUGGAUGCACUUGUACAUUGCAUUGAAGUAAAUGAUGGUGCAUUUGAGAGCGUAGCAGAAGUCACGUCGCUGAUCGGACGCAUAUUCGCACUCUACUCUGCCUUCUCAGUGCAGCUUGGCGUUCCAAAACACAAAAUUGACGUCGACCCGAAGGCAUGGUCGGCGCUGCUGACGAUCGAUUUCGUCAUGCGUAGUACUGCGGCGUCGUUGUUGCCGACAGCGGCGCGAGAGGUGAAAGCCAUUAUGCAUCGUCUUGUGGUGGAAGAGAAGACGUUUUUGCGUUGCCUUCAAGGGUUUGGACCUAGUGUUCGAGUUAGAUAUCAUGUGGCAAGUGGGCAAGCUUUUCAAAGAGCUAGCGCUGGUCAAGAUUUGCUUACUGGAACAGACAAAGCCGUGGAGAGAAAUGCUCCGGUAAGCUUUUCUACAAUUGAAGAACUCAAGUCACUGGAUGCUCACUACCGAGAGACAAUGGGUCGAGCUCAAUCUUUCACGACUGUUCUCUCAAGUUCUGGUGCCGUAUUAACGGGACGGCGAAGUAAUUUGACUUUGUCUGCAUCUAAGCUUCCAAAGCUAGAUCUAAGCGAUAACAUUCAAAACUUGACUCAUGCAUUGACGACAUAUGCCGUGUAUAAAGCGAAUGCAAAACAACGUAAGAAUGAUCGUGUUGCGCGUGCAGCAGCUGCUCGUGAAAAAGAUGAAAGAAAGUUGUCUCAGACAAAAGCCAACAGUGAGGGCGGCGAUAAUAAUUCAAAUUUGAAUGAUUGCGUGACAGACCAACUCAGUUCAAGGGCUGAGUCUUUAGCCAAGGCUCAGGACAAUCCAUUGAGACGACGCGAUAGCAACAGUGAGGCCUUUUUCGAGUCUGAAUUAUAUGCGGAUAUUGUAUGCGAACAAGUCGAAUCUGGUAUAGACCCGGCUACAGUAAAUAUACGAAAAUCUUUGCAAUCAAGCGAGAUAAGUGACGAAGACAGCGAUCCUCUUGCUGAUCUUGAAUGGGAACUAACACAAAGCAUAAAUGCUGUCUCACCUCAAGGUGUGAGGCACAAUGAAUCAGAUAAAUCACCACCUCUUGCUCGUUUGAACCGAUCCAGUGCCAAAACAAUUUCCCGACAAAAAUCAGUCUCUACCUCAGUUACUUGUCGAACAAAAGCGAAACAAUAUUCAGCCAUCAGUGAAGCACGAAAAGAAGCCAGUGACGCUAACUUUGGCCGGGGUGAUUUGAAGCUUGUGACGUCUGAAAGAAAAAAUUCAGUGCCGAAAAAUGCAUUGACUUCUCUUCGUCGUGAAGAGACUCAAAGCCUUGCUCUUACAAGUAAUAUUAUAGGAAAAGGCGCUCAAACCUUGGCUUCCGAACGAAUGUCUGCUAAAGAUGUUAAAUCUCCUGCCGUUUCUUCAAUGAGAGCGACAAAAUUUUCAGCGGGUAGCGCUAUCUCAAUUUCCGAUUCAUGGGCUACGCAGUCCACGGCUGAUAGUGAUGGUCUCUCCACGAUACAAGCUGAACUAGACGCGAUUCCAAAGCUUGCGAAGUCAUUCCAGGCUGCUUGCGAUGAAUAUCCUACUAGUCUUACAGCAGCAAAGAAGAAUCGAAAAGAAAAGGAAAUGACUUGUCAGUCCUCACCAGAUGUGCUACGUCAAAACAGUGAAUUUAAUUGUACUGGCAGUGAGAAUGCUGGACAAAAUCGCCUUAUGCUGCCAUCAGGUCAUUCUACGCAAACAUUUCCAGCGCAUAGCAAUGUGGUUACCGAACAGCUGAAAGCAAAAGACGAUUUUUCUAGUAGCAAUCAAGUUGCUCAAAGAUCACGGGUGAGCGCUUGCGAAAGAUCGAUGGCUUCCGAUUUCAAACUUCGGAGAUCAUCGCGCUUUACUUCUCUGGCAUCCGAUGCUGAGAGCAAUGCACUUGGUGAGCUUGAAAAGGAGCUUGACGCUUCUAUUUUAAUGGAACCAGUCUUGCCGUUAUCAAGAUUGGUUCGAACAAAGACGACAUCUCGAAAACGAGUUUCAAAAUCGCCGCCUGUUCGAAAAUCGAUUCGAGGAAAUGCUAAGAAGCAAAGACUAACCACGAUAAAAGCUUCUCACAAAUCUGGAACGAAUCAACGAACAUUGUUAGACAAAGGUCAAGAUUCAUCUCAAAGAAAUGGUAUGGCUGGAGACAGUGAGAGUGAUGGGUUAACCGAGUUGGUAGCAGAGCUCGACUUUAAUGUACCUGCACAGAUGCAUUCUGUCCCAACCUCAACCAGUUUUGAAAGGUCGACUGCGCCAUCGAAGAUUAUGUUGUCCCCAGUCCUUAAACCCUUACCUGCUCAAAAUUCCUCUAGCAUUCGACGAUCUGCUCGUCUAAAUUCUAUAGCUUCAAAAAGCGAGAGCGAAGCAUUAGAGGACCUUAUGUUAGAGCUCAGCGGUACACAUGCUGCCCAUAAUCUUUCAGUGGUUUCUGCGACGAAGCCUCAUUUUCAAACAAGAACAACUCGGAAUCAAAUAACCCGCACAAAGGGGGAAAAGUUAAGACGGGGUCAAAACGAAGAUGGACCUCAAAAAAAGCGAUCACGUCCAACAUUUCCGACCAAGCUUAAAAUGAAUAAUGUCGAAAAUGAAGCAAUGGCGAAUCCUUCCUCACGUCAGCGGGUUCUAUCAAUGGAUCUUCGCAGCUCUCGACGAUCCGAUUCUGUUGUUUUUGAUACAUUGAGUGGAGAUAUCAACAAUGUGACGCGCGUGGUACUGACGCGUAGAGAUAUUAAGCUCCAAAACGACCGAUUUGCCGGCUUAGAUGCUUCACUGAAAUAA
Messenger RNA from Plasmopara halstedii, 3108 nucleotides. RefSeq names its product Small nuclear RNA activating complex (SNAPc), subunit SNAP43. Lineage: Eukaryota; Oomycota; Peronosporomycetes; Peronosporales; Peronosporaceae. The coding region runs from base 1 to 3108 and encodes 1035 amino acids. The record is from RefSeq and is a predicted model, not a curated record. The transcript is spliced from 5 exons.